This is a messenger RNA of Erythranthe guttata (spotted monkey flower), 1581 nucleotides long. The record is from RefSeq and is a predicted model, not a curated record. NCBI's taxonomy places the organism in Eukaryota, Viridiplantae, Streptophyta, Magnoliopsida, Lamiales, Phrymaceae.
AUGGCAGCAAAUGGUGAAUCAAACCCCCUCGCCGCUGGUAUUCUUGGAAGUUGUCGGUACCGCGAUUAUCUGCACAUCAUUUCCAUUAAGAAUGAUUCGACUUUAAGGGAGAUCUAUGAAUCUAUCUUAAUGAAGUGGAACGAUAUACGUCCCGACAAAUUGGUGCUCCAAUACUUGGCUCCUCGUGAAAGAAUGUUUGUCACACUGACUUCUGACGAAGACGUGGUGAAUAUGGUUACAUUUCAUUUGAUAAUGCACAUGAGUGUGGUCGACAUUGUGGUGAGCCGCACUGAUGAACUUGAUGGACGUAGAAAGAGGGUCCCCAGCCACGGAUUUGCCCCCAUUCUUGAGUCUGUUAAUUCCAACAGUACGUUGCAAAUUGAGUACAAUCCGCUUGGAGAUUCAAUUGAUGCAUGGAGACAUUGCAUACGUGGGGAGAAACAAAAUUUCAAAGAAGAUAAUGAUUUUAGGUUUAUGCUAAAAAAUUACUGCAUUGCUAACAAUCGAACCUUUAAAUACAAGAAAAAUGAUCAACAAAAGAUCAUAGCCGUCUACAUUGUUGAAAAUUGCAAAUGGAGGGUUUAUGCAUCAGUUCAUAAAUCAGAAAAGUUAUUCGGCAUUUGCAAAUGUAUUCUUGAGCACAGUUGUCGUGAUGCUACUCUUCGUACAAGGGGUCAUCCCAAAGCCGAUGCUACAUGGGUUUCGCAACUUAUGAAACAACAAUUGAAAGAUGAGCCAAGUUACAAACCAAUUGCUAUUUUGAAUGAGGUCCAAAGAAAGUACGGUGUGAAGCUUAAGUACUAUACGGCGUGGAGAGGUAAGGAAAAAGCAAUGUAUGACAUUCAUGGGGAUGAGUCCAACUGUUAUGAUAAACUGAGACGUUAUUGUCGAGCAUUAAAACUGAAUAACCCUGGUAGUUGUGCCGAUUGUGAGAUUGACCCUGAAACUCAAAAGUUUCUUCGGAUCUUUAUUAGUUUUGGAAAUUCUAUUUUGGGUUUCCACCGUGGGUGUAGGCAAAUGAUAUGUUUGGAUGGGACUCAUAUUAAAAAUAAGUACAAAGGUUGCUUACUUUCUGCUGUGUCCAAAGAUCCAAAUGAUGAGUUAUACACAUUGGCCUAUGCAAUUGUUGAUGCCGAGAAUAAUAGAAAUUGGGAGUGGUUUUGUAAUAAGCUGAAAGAUAUUUUUGUUUAUCACAAUGGAGGUUUAUUGAAAAACUACACAAUUUUCUUUGAUCGUCAUUCGGGGCUUAUUAAAGCCAUUCCAUUGGUAUUUCCUGGUAGCAACCAUGCUUAUUGUUUGCAAAAUUUGGAGGAUAACUUUAGAACGAAGGUUCUAAGAUCGUAUCCAUUGCACAACAAAGGAUAUAGGGUGAAUAUUCUACAUAAGGCUGCAAUUGCUCAUACUCGGCAAGAGUUUGAGGAACAUAUUUCUCUUAUAGUUCAAUCAAUGCCUCGUGCUGAAUCAUUUAUCCGAGACUCGGAUCCCAAUCGUUGGGCCAAUGCGUACUUUUCUGCAGAUAGAUUGGGAAUAAUGAACAAUAACCAAGUUGAAUGCUGGAAUGGUUGGGUUAAAGAUGAAUGA